AUGGUGGAAGGCGCACUGCAGCACGCCGACUGGCGGCGGCCGCUGUGGGGCUGCCUGCAGCUAACGGUGAUGGCGCUGGGUUUUGGCUCGAUCUUGCUGAAUGCCGUGCUGCUGACGCGGUACAUGUUUCCUGCAGCAGCUCCUGCUGCUGAGGACUUGACGUACGUGGACGCUGCGCUGCAGCAGAAGGCUGCGCCGCUGCCGGCCGCGCAGCAGCUGGAUGCGGCCCGCAGCAGCAGCAGCAGCGGCAGCAGCGGCAGCAGCAGCAGCAGCAUCGGCGUGGACCCGGAAAGGAUGCACGGGCCCCUCGGGCUGAAGCCCGACGGCACUCCGAACUACGUUCCGGGCCCCCCCCCUCCUCCCGACCUGAACAUGGCGGCGGAGCUGGCGCGGGGCGGCGGCUUCAACUUGCUGCUGAGCGACCACCUGCCGCUGGACCGGCCGGUGCCGGAGUCCCGCGCUGCUGCAUGCGCUGCAGUGCAGUACGACUUGGAAAGUUUGCCAGCAGCGUCUGUCUUGAUAGUUUUUCACAACGAGGCUCUGUCGACUUUGCUGCGUUCGGUGCACAGCGUGCUGAACAGGACGCCGCCGCAGCUGCUGCAGGAGGUGCUGCUGGUGGACGACGGCAGCACAGCAGCAGACGUGGCGGCUGAGGCGCUGGGGGGCAACGGGAAGCUGCAGCAGCACCUGCUGCUGCUGCCGCGGAAGGUGCAGCUGCUGCGGAGUCCGCAGCGGGAGGGCAUCGUGGGCGCGCGGCUGCGGGCGAUCCGCGCCGCGGCUGCUGCGCACUUCGUGGUGCUGGACAGCCACGUGGAGGUGCAGCGGCAGUGGCUGGAGCCGCUGCUGCUGCGGCUGCAGCGCAGCAGCAGCAGCCUCGUGAUGCCGCAGGUCGACGGCAUCGACGCGGAGACCUUCGAGCACGUCACUGGCGGCAUCGGCUGCCAGCUGGGUUUCCUCUGGCAGCUCGUGGAGCACUCCUUCGAGCCGCACCAGCUGCAGCAGCGCCAGCAGCGCCGCCGCCAGCAGCAGCAGCAAACCGCCUCCGCCCCCCCCAACCACCCCCACCCCCACCCCCACCACCAGCAGCAGCAGCAGCAGCAGCAGCAGCAGGAGGAGGAGCUGGAGCUCUACCAGGCGUCGCCGGCAAUGGCGGGCGGGCUGUUCGCGAGCUCGAAAGCCUUCUUCUUCGCAGUCGGCGGCUACGACGAAGGCUUCCGCUUCUGGGGCGCGGAAAACCUGGAGCUGAGCUUCCGCGCCUGGCAGUGCGGCGGACGCGUCGAGUGCGCCGCCUGCAGCCGCGUCUUCCACGUCUUCCGCCGCGGCGGCGCGGGCUACGCGUUUCCCGCUUCGGCGCUGGCGGCGAACAAGCUGCGGACGCUGGCGUGGAUGGACCGUUUUGGGGACUUGGCGUGGCGGGUGCUGGGGCGGCCUGCGGUGGACUACGGCGCUGCUUCGCUGCAGCAGCGCCUGCAGUUCCGCAGCCGCAGCCGCUGCAGGAGUUUCCAGUGGUUUCUCGAGAACGUCUUCCCCGAGUCCGACGUCGUCCACCUCUCCGACGUCCCCUUCCUCGGGAAACUCAAAAACGAAGACACCGGGCUUUGCCUCGAAGCCACCGGGCGGCCCUCGCCGGGCAGCCGGGCAGUGCUGCGGGGCUGCCAGGAAGACCACCAGCUGCAGGAGUUUAUGUACUUCAAAAAAGUCGGACAUGUAAUGCCCGUGCUCAAUGACGAGGCUUGCCUCACGCCCAGCGGCAGCUUGGACUGGUGCAGAGUGAAUGAUCUAAUGUGGUGGGACGUCGAGGACGGAAAGCUGCGGAAUAGAGCUGUAGGGAAAUGCCUGGCGGUGAAGAACGGGCAGCUGGGCUUGGCGGAGUGCGGCAGCGGCGACUCGCACCAGAAGUGGCAGUGGGAUGAGUACAACCCCCCUGAAGUUUUUGAGCUGCCGCCAGUUCCGUCCGCAAAGUCCUAA
Messenger RNA from Eimeria tenella, 1968 nucleotides. Its product is annotated as UDP-N-acetyl-D-galactosamine:polypeptide N-acetylgalactosaminyltransferase T3, putative. The record is from RefSeq and is a predicted model, not a curated record. The transcript is spliced from 6 exons. Lineage: Eukaryota; Apicomplexa; Conoidasida; Eucoccidiorida; Eimeriidae. The coding region runs from base 1 to 1968 and encodes 655 amino acids. Gene Ontology annotation, cellular component: Golgi apparatus.